Paramecium sonneborni is the source of this 604-nucleotide messenger RNA. Lineage: Eukaryota; Ciliophora; Oligohymenophorea; Peniculida; Parameciidae. The record is from the annotation of a GenBank genome assembly.
AUGGGCUCUAUUUGUAUUUGUCAAUCAAAAGCAAAUUAAAAUUCAAUCAAAACUAAAAUUGUUAUUGUGGGUUUAGAAUCUAGUGGAAAAACAGCUUUAUUUGAAUAUAUUAGAAUAGGAAAUUUUGUAUAAACUGAACCAACAGAAGGUAACCAUUAUAAUUAUAUGUUGAGGCUAUAAUGUGAAUUUUAAUAAUAAAGACUUUUUGAUAUUUGAUCUAGCAGGUAAAACACCUAAUUUGUGGUAACAUUAUUAUCAAAAUACGGAUGGAAUAAUAUUUAUGAUAGAUUCUACAAAUAAAGGCAAACUAUAAGAAGUAAAAUAAUAACUUAUCAAAUUAAAUCGAGACAUAGAAUUUCUGAAUGUAAGAAUAAUAUUUAAUUAGAUAGGAGUUUUGAUUUUGUUUAAUAAGUAAGACCUUGAACAUUUAGAUUUUUAAGUUUUAUUAGAAGAAUGUGGAGUUGAAAAGAAUUUACAAUUUCAGAAAGCUUGGUAAAUGUGUAGUUGUAAAACUGGAGAAGGUAUUGAAGAAGGAAUUAAAAAGCUUGUAUUUUUAAUUAAGAAAUAGUAGACAACGGUUCAAAAUUAGUAAUAGAUCACAUGA